Aplysia californica (California sea hare) is the source of this 3074-nucleotide messenger RNA. Its product is annotated as ER membrane protein complex subunit 2. Gene Ontology annotation, molecular function: protein binding. Bases 53 to 928 code for a protein of 291 amino acids. NCBI's taxonomy places the organism in Eukaryota, Metazoa, Mollusca, Gastropoda, Aplysiida, Aplysiidae. Gene Ontology annotation, biological process: protein folding in endoplasmic reticulum. The transcript has 10 exons. The record is from RefSeq and is a predicted model, not a curated record. Gene Ontology annotation, cellular component: EMC complex.
AAUAAAUGAUUGCUCCGUGUGCAUUUUGAUACAGUAUUUUAUAACAACCAAGAUGGCGCAGCAGAUGAGUUUUGAUGAGGCUCGGAACAUAUUGAAGAAAUUCCGAGAUGAACAGACACGAGAUUCGGAUUUGGUUGUCAGUCUGUGGGAGGAGGUGAUAAUGGACAAGUGCCACAGACUCGGGGAUGAAGUGUGGCUUGUGUACGAGCAAGUUUGCACCGCUGCCCUAGACUGCCAGAAGUUUGAUAUAGCAGAGGACUGCAUCUCUCUACUAGAUCAGAAAUUCCACCGAAGUUUGAGAGUGAGGCGGUUGCAAGGGAUGAUGUAUGAGGCCCAGUCGGAAUAUGAAAAGGCAGAAGAAGAAUACAAAAAUAUCUUGAAGAUUGAUGAGACAAACAUGUAUGCUCGGAAGCGACAGAUCGCCAUCUUGAAAGCAAGACAGAAAACCUCCGAGGCCAUUCAAAGGUUGAACGAGUACCUGAAAGAGUUUAUGACGGACUACGAGGCGUGGAACGAGCUGUGUGACCUUUACCUGAACCAACACGACUACAACAACGCCGCUUUCUGUCUGGAGGAGCUCAUCAUGUCCAACCCACACAACCAUCUGUUCCACCAGAAGUAUGCCGAGAUCCGCUACACACAGGGCGGCAGCGAGAACAUGGAGCUGGCUCGCACAUACUUCGCCCAGGCUGUCAAGCUCAACACCAACAACCUGAGGGCUCUCUACGGACUCUUCUUGUCUGCUUCCAACCUGGGCAGCAGCUCCAGCAAAGGAGCCAAGGACAAACAGAUGAACCUCAAGUACGCCUCAUGGGCCGCCGAACAGAUACAGAUCAAAUACAAGACCCAACAGCCCGAGUCUCAGCUCAAGGACACCAAGGUCCGGGAGUUCCUGGAGAAACAUCUCGACUCUAUACAGACGUCGUAGUGGAGGGGGCGGAGCUGUGACGUGAUUGACAGGCCGGACACUGGUGACUCCUCCAAACCCAUCCCUCUCCCUCAUGGAGUGGAGUUAUCCGUUAUGUUUGUUUACCAGACUGUUCAGGGUUGUUUGUUUUUACGGUGUCCCUGGUCCGUUGAACGGUUUGCUCGUUUUGUUUGACAUUCUCCCCGGGUUUAUUUGAAUGUUCCCCACGGGUUUGUGGGUUUUGACAAAACCAAGAGUAGGGAGAGGAAGGAUCUAGGGUCGGGGGCUGCUGCCUGCCUGCCUGUACUCCACAAAGUGUCAUAAAUAAAAGAGUUCCUGAAGGAUGGAAUGUUGGUUCCUGAAAUAGUAGAUUUUUUUGAUUUUUUACGUAUAACAUUAUAUUAUUGUUCGUCUUCUUGUAUGUUUGGGAAGUUUUUCACAAGUCUUUUUGCCUGCCAAACAGAGAAUCGGAAAGUUUUGCUGUAAAAAUAUUCUUUGUGAGUAAUAGAACUUGAACUGAGCCCCCGCAUGCUGGUGUAGCCAAUGAGAACAUCAGUGGCUGUAUGCCAGACUCCACGGAUGCCAUUGUGCAGUUUGGCGUGUGGCGCGACCUUGCAGUACUUGCACCGAGCCAUCCAACAUGUUCUAAAAAUAACCGUAGCCAGACAAGUGAAGAAAGCUGAUUGGUGGUCACUAUUGGUGCCUCGGCGCUGUAGGUUUCUACGUUUGGCAAGGCAGACGAGACUUGAUCUUCUUCAUCGUCAUCAUCACCUCUCUCACCACGGGCAGGGUAUAGGCCCCCAACAAACUCUUUUCCAACUUUCUCUAUCUUGGGAUAAUUUUUUGACAUCAUUUCUUGUCUUUCCACUUUUCUGUCCAUUGUUCUCUGUGAAUGGACUCCAGGUUCCUCUUGUACUCGCACGUUAGGCUCAAAGUCCCACCUCUGUCUUUUCUCACUCUGUAAGUGUAGUGUAAGUGUCCACACAAAGUUCUUACCGUCACUGGAAUUUUUAAAAAGUUUUCUUUUCAGAAUUACAUUGUCUCCAUUUUGAAGAAUUUAAACGGUAGAUGGUUGUUAAGUUAAGUUAUAAUGAUAUUUAUUUUUGUUUGUUCUGGAAGUUGAAGGAACUGUGAGUGAGUACGUGUUGGAUGGUUGUUUGUGUCUGUGGGAGUGAAAGACAGUUUGAGUGACUGGUUUCUUGUAUCGCGAUUUGUGCAUGCGUCAGUCUGUUGAUUGCGAUUUGUGUGUGUGUCAAUCUGUUGAGUCUGUGCUGGGCUACCUCAGCAGCUUUAGUUAUGAAGGUGAGAAUGACACUGACUGGCGCUUUGAAAGACGAAUUCGAAGAGAGAGAGAGAGAGAUGCUCAGAUAGAGGUAUAAAAAGAGAGCUCAAAGAAAUAAUAUGUUGAAGAUGAUCUGUUGGAAUAGAGAGUUGUAUCUGAGUGUGAAAGUGAGUGAUCACUGGGGGGCACUCUGCUUCUUCUACUUCCGUUGUUGUCCUGGCAAAAUGUGGCCAUUAUGAGAUUGAUGGAGUCUUGCUUUUUUAACUUUAAAUUAAAGACGAGGUGCUAGGGUUGUUUGUUUUUGUCUUUCUCUGCUGUACUUAUAGCACUUUUAGGUUUGUGUAAGUUUGUGGUGAGAUUUUUCUGUCCCUAUUUAUAGAUUCUGUAUAGAUUGUUGUGUUUCCCCUGGUGCAAUACACAGCCGGGUGUGGAGAGAGAAAGAGGCGGCCAUGUUCAUCUUGGCCGCGUCUCGUUUCUGUCCUCCCAACUCCCAAGUGUUAUUUGUGGAGAUACAAGAUAUUUCUUCUUCUUCGUUCUUAUUCCUUAAGCUUACACGGCAGGCUGGGUUCACGACUUGUUUUGAAAUGUGAAACAAAUCAAACCCUCACAUUUACUUUUACUAUUUUACACAAUUUUUGAAAGAAAAAUUUUUUAUUUUUUUUUACUUGCCAUUUUAUUCUCCUCUUGCAAUGCACUCAGAUUUUUGUGUGUAAGAAUUGAUGAACAAGGAAAGGAUGAUAUAGUAAUAGUAUAGAGUCUGGAUGUGACACGGUCAAAUUUUUGUGUGUGUGAAUGCUUUAUGGUUGCAGAUUACGAGAUACGCACUGUCAAUGUCAUUUUAAAAUUAUUAUUAUGGCUAUUAAAUCGGAUGUAAUACACAGUACA